GGAAGAGCUGGAUGAAGUGGCUGGGGAGAGGGAAGUCUGGGCGUCAGUUCAUCUACAAAGAGAUCGAUCCUGCCGCACUUGCUUUGUGCAGUGCGCGAGAAGAGAGGGUGUUGUUACUCGUCGAAGGUGGAAUUAUGGCCGCCGCGCCGCCGCCGUCGUCGCUCCAGCUGCGAGCGACAGAUGUGAUCCGGAAAGAGCACCUGGACGACGGGGCUUUCGGAGAGGUGUACCUGUGCUAUCACGUCCACCUCGGGCCUGUGGUGAUGAAGACCAUGUAUACGGGCCCCCUUCGCAAUGAGUAAGUUUGUUUUCAGGGUGUCUUCGGGCUCGCGUGUCUCCACUGGAGAUUCGCAGCCUGCACUCUGGAAUUUGGGUCACGUAGCAAGCGGUCUCUGCUGGAGGAGGGUAGCAUUAUGGCGAGCCUGAACCACGAGCGGGUGGUCAGGUUGCUGGGCGUCAUCAUGGAGGAUCGAGGCUGCUCUUUGGUCAUGGAGUUGAUGCCCAGGGGCAACCUGCUGGCAAUGCUGGAGAAGGUCACUGUGCCUGUAUCAAUCAAGGGGAGAAUUAUCUUGGAGAUCUUGGAAGGGAUGGUCUACCUCACCGAGAGGAAAGUCAUACACAAGGACAUCAAACCAGAGAACAUUCUGAUUGACAAAGAUUUUCACAUCAAGAUCGCCGACCUCGGCCUUGCCACCUGCAAGACGUGGAGUAAACUCACCAAGGAGGAGUCGCUCAAGAAGAGUCACAUGGGCCUGUCGGCCAGGAUGAGGGCGGCGGGCACUCUGAGCUACAUGGCGCCCGAGCACCUGCAGAGCGUCAACGCCGUCUCCACAGAGAAGUCCGACGUCUACAGCUUCGCCAUCGUGGUCUGGGUCAUCGUCACCGGCAAAGAGCCCUACGCAAAUGCCAGGAACGAAGAUCAAAUCAGCCAGUGCGUCCGCAACGGCAACCGGCCAGCGAUGGACCUGAUCCCCGACGACACGCCGCUACAGAUCACUCGGCUCAUGGCGAUGUGCUGGGCUCACAACCCACUGCAAAGACCAACAUUUCGAGAGGCCUACGACAUAUUCGGUCCCUUCUACGAGACGACGCUCACGCCGCACGUGGAAAAGGAUUUAGUUCAUCUCCGAACUCUGUACGAAGGCCCCGAUCAGCUUGUUGACAAGAUGAAGUCCUUAUCGAUGACUGAUGAAUGCAUUUCAACCGAUUGUCCAGCGAAUCUGGAGAGCACAGACAAAAGUGUCAAUGGGCCGGUUGAAGCCAGUAUCGAAGACUUCCGUGCCACGCCGCGUGGGACCGAUGUCGACUCGGUGGCGGCAAUCGGUGAGCCGGACGCAGAAGUCCCGUUGGAGGAGAAGCUGCGACCGGAGUUGGACUACCACAAACACGGCAGCUACAACUGCGACGGUCAGUCUGACCCCGUCGAUCGCCGGCGUCAGAAAAAGUCCCAAAAUAGCCUGCCUAGUCUUCCAAAUAGUACCCCGGCCCAGCCGUGGCACGACACACCUUUCUUGUCCUCCGUCCAUUCCUGGACAAAAGCGGAACCUGUGCAGCCCAGCAGCCAGGAAGACGGUCGGUAUCAUCCUGCCGCUCGCCUCCACGAGUCGCCGACCGCUUCCACGCCGAAGCCAUCCUUCUUGCAAACCUCUACCGGCAUCAAUUCCCUGCUAACUUUCAAUCAGCAACAUCCGGAUUCCCACUAUUCCCGCCAGCAGUCCUGGCCGACUUCCUCAGUGUCUGAAAGUUCCGGGUAUCUGUGCAAUUUAAAGAAGGGCGGGGCGGCUCAGGAUUCCGGCUCUCUCUACAUCAGCAAUGCCAGGGGGAUCCAGAUUGGUAACAACAACAACCUCAGUAUUCACAACUACGACUCCACUCAAAGUUGUUCAUCUCUCCCGGGUAACAUAUGGACCGGCUCUCAGCUCAGAGAAGGAAUUCAGAAAUAUGAGGACCGUGCUGUGACCGAAGAGCACCUCGAUGUACUGAGGAAAAACAUCGGCGCCAAAUGGAAGUGUUAUGCACGGCGUCUGGGUCUGAGCGACGUGGAACUAGAGACCAUUGAGCACGACUUCUUCCUCGACGGGCUGCCAGAGAUGGUGCACCAGAUGCUGCAACACUGGAAAAUGAAGGAAGGGAGUCUUGGCUGUACAAUUGGGAAGCUUUGCUGCGCUCUCGAAGGCAUCAUAGACGUCGACGUGAUUCAGAAAAUAUUGAACAUCUGCGCUUCUACUUCCUGUAUCUGAUGAACUGCUCCCCGAGAUUUGCCAAAGUCUCUCAUUAUUCCGAUAUUUCCAAUCAGUUUCAAUCAUAACCUUGCAUUACCCUUGUUUUCGGUUUCUCAUACUUUAAACAUCAAUGCGGUUGGUGUGGAGCCAUGCAGAAAGUCGCUAGGGAUUGUGUUUGGGUGCCAAAUCAUUCCAAAUGUACGUUUGUGCUUGUGAGGAGAACGUGCACGUCUGAACUGAAGUUUCUUAUGCGAAGUGGGGUAGGGGUCCCUAUUUUGUAGGCUCCUCGGGCCUGCUUCCACCUCUUUCGGGGGGCGGGAGGGGCUUCCCUUCUGGCCUUUGGGUCUGCUACGGGCGCUAGCGCCUCCCGCGCUCUGGGACGGGUACCGGGCAUCGGUCAACCCUCUCUUGGUGGUCGUCCCACUUGAUGGAUCCCGAGCCUCUUAAAUCGCUCACACCAUUCAUUGGAACUCCUUUUUCACUCGUCGCUUCUGGGCACACAUACUCAGGGGGGAGGCGGGUUUUUUGCUAAUCUCACGGUGAGGCUCCUGGGGCCGGAGCCCUCUGGCUGCAUGGCUUUGGGAGGUGGAGGCCCCCCGCGCCUUAUUGGAUGCCCCUACCCGUCCACCUGGCGCGGGUCGCCGGUUCGCCCUCUGCCUGGGAGGCCGACUACUGAGGUCGGCUCUGCCGGCUGGCGCGGUGGGGCUCGUGAACUCAUUUGCUUGGUGUGGGACCCUUCCCUAAUUGCUAUACACAACUCUUCUAACCUUGCAAAAUUCUUGAUGUCCCCUCACUUUGAACUCCGCUUCUACAGAUGAUUAGAAUUCUCACAGCACACUAGUUGCACUGCCAGGUCCAAUGUGACAUCGUCGUGUUCAUAGAACCCUUUUUUGUUCUCUCAACAUUUUUGUCUGGUUGUCUUUUCUGUCACUCCCCUUCAAAACCUCAUUUUGUCCAAGUGAAAACUUUCAAUAAAUCGCCAUCAGAAUACAAAGAACCAAAGUGGCAGUAUCCAAAAAAAAAAAAAAAAACUCCAGUGUUGCACAGAAAAACUGUUCCGGCAUGAAAACAAUACAGAUUCUGCAUGGCCUGGCAGCGGAACAGGACAGGUUAAAAAAAAAAAAAGGGAAACCGGUUUGUGGCGUGGGAUUGGAUUUUGUUCUCGUCAUUCCAGUUUCUCAAUAAACGAAUCGAUUUGCCCGCA
Messenger RNA from Phyllopteryx taeniolatus (common seadragon), 3426 nucleotides. RefSeq names its product receptor (TNFRSF)-interacting serine-threonine kinase 1, like (gene ripk1l). Gene Ontology annotation, biological process: protein phosphorylation; signal transduction. NCBI's taxonomy places the organism in Eukaryota, Metazoa, Chordata, Actinopteri, Syngnathiformes, Syngnathidae. The transcript is spliced from 11 exons. Gene Ontology annotation, molecular function: JUN kinase kinase kinase activity; protein binding; ATP binding. The record is from RefSeq and is a predicted model, not a curated record.